Molecule: messenger RNA, 1391 nt
Organism: Canis lupus familiaris (dog)
Lineage: Eukaryota; Metazoa; Chordata; Mammalia; Carnivora; Canidae
Gene: RHEX
Product: regulator of hemoglobinization and erythroid cell expansion
Exons: 6
Coding region: 222-737 (171 amino acids)
Cellular component (GO): plasma membrane
Source: RefSeq, a predicted model, not a curated record
GCUGGGGUGUUGGUGGGGAUGAUGUUUCCAUCGGGACAUUGCUGAAGCACAAGCUGGGGUCAGUUAGACCUUGCUCGUGGUCCUGGGGUUCUCCUGGCCUGCCCUGUGGGGGACGCAACGUGCAGACGUGGUGCCCAGAGUGGUUGCUCCCAGCUCUCUUCCUUCUGCCCCCGUAAGAGCCUGAGCUUCGUUGAUUCCCCGGGCUGCCCUGCAAGCUCAUCAUGCUGACAGAAGACAUGAAGGUCUGGCAUGGUUUAGUGAUUGCAGUGGUGUCCUUCAUCCUACAGGCCUGCCUCUUCACUGCCAUCAACUAUCUGCUCUGCAGGAACAUGGCCAAGAAGAGUGAGCGGAUACUGAAAGGGGCCAGGCUCCAGGCCCCCGGGCCCGGCCCUGCCCACCGUCAGCCACUCGCUGCCCAGGAGAAGGAGACUCGGAGCACCCCUGUGUCUGAGCCCCAUUAUAGACAUGGCAGCGACACAUCCUCAGAUAGCUCCAACAGCUCCGACAACUCCGACAGCUCGCCUCAAAACUGCCAGGCCACCAAGGAUGUGAAUUACACACAAGUGGUCUUUUCAACCCCUGGAGGACUAAAAAAUGAAUCUGCUCUGGACUAUGAGAACCUAAAGGAAACCACAGAUUAUGUCAAUGUCUAUCCGAAAAGCCACAAGCCCAAUUUCUGGACUUUUGCGAACCCUGCUGACUCUGAGCCAGUGGAAUACACUCAAGUGGCCAUGUGAAUUCUAGGUUUUAAAAGGGGUGAAGUUCUCUACAAAUUCUUGCACUUACUUUGUAGGGGAAUUACUUUUUUCUUCUUUAAACAAGUCAUAGGAGACUAAGUAGGCCUGUAUCUCACUCAGCAAGAAAGAUUGAGAUCAGAUGUCAGGAAGAACUUCCAAGAUAAGUAUGGAUGAGUGGAGGUAUCAGUAGAGAAAGCAGUAAAGUCUUUCUCCACAGAAAAUUGUGGGGGAAAAAGUCUUUAAUCAGCUGUAGUAGAGUUCUGUUUGGCAAUCUUACCAUUUAAUAACUCUUUGAGCUCUUUAAUGUUUGGCAACAACUUCCUUAAAAGUUUUAAAUAAAACAGCAACUGCCACUUGCCACUUCUUCGUCUCUCUUGCCCAACCCUGCAUGUGACCCCUCCUUGGGUCUGUGUCUUGCUGAGCAAUCCUGCUCUGUCCUCAGCACUUUGAACAGGCCACUUAGAAAGCUCCCUAUCCUUCAACCUUUGAAUUCCCUAUUUCUGAAGAAUGAAAGCUGACAGAGUCCUGGUAAAUACCAGCUAGCAUCACAACCUGUGAUUCCAGGGAAAAAUCUCCCCAAACUCAACCCAAUAAAAUGUAAUAUUCUUUCCUGGUUUGUUGUUUGUUUGCUUUAAGUCAAUUAGGAAUAAAAGG